GAGUGAAGAUGUUUAUCCUACACCCCUUCACCUCACUACUUCAGCCUCCGAAGCUGAAGCUAAAAAGCUGUAACUUCUCCGGCGGACCUUGCUUCUCUGCUUCACUUCAUCCUUUACCUUUUAUUACUCUUCCAAGUUCGUGUAGUCGAUGGAGACCUGAAACCUCGUCCCUAGUUGCAAGAACCAAUCGAAAUGGAGAAAGUGAAAACCAGAAAUUGCAGAAAGAAAAUGAAGAAGAUGAUGAGGAUAUGGACGAAUACGAAGACGAAGAUUAUGGAGAGGUUUCUUCUGGGAAUAAUUUCAGAGGGAGAGAAGAAGAAGAGAAGGAUUAUGACCGAGACCCGGCAUUUGCUGAAAUUCUUGGUAGUUAUUUCGAUAACCCAGAAAAAGCCCAGGCCCGAGUGGAGGAAAGAAUCAGGAAGAAAAGAAGCAAAAUACUGCACACUAAAACUGGUUCUUCUCUACCCAUGAAAGUGACAUUCAACAAAUUUAAUUCUUCAAACUCCUAUAUAUGGUUGGAAUUGUACAAUUCUCCAUUACCCAAUGAUAUCUCCUUAAUUUGCGAUACAAUACGAUCAUGGCACAUAGUUGGACGUCUUGGUGGAUGCAAUUCCAUGAACAUGCAGCUGUCACAGUCUCCUUUGGAUAAAAGGCCAAGUUAUGAUGCAAUUCAAGGAGCAAAUAUGACGCCAACCACAUUUUAUAACAUUGGUGAUUUUGAGGUUCAAGAUAAUUUAGCACGCAUAUGGGUUGAUAUUGGGACUAGUGAACCAUUGCUUUUGGAUAUUUUGAUAAAUGCCUUGACACAGAUAAGCUCAGAUUACGUUGGAAUAAAACAGGUGGUUUUUGGGGGAUCUGAAUUUGAUAACUGGAAGGAGAAUUUGUCAUCAGAGGUUGCUGGUUGCAGUGUUCACAAAAUCUAGAUCACCAUUGCCUACGAAAUUCGAUGGCUAAUCUCUGAAUACAUACAGACUAAUGAGUAGGGAAUGCAAAGAAUGACAGAUAAAUGUUUACACUUUACAGUUAAUCUUGCUGGUCUGCAUAGUUGGGGUUA
This is a messenger RNA of Telopea speciosissima, 1054 nucleotides long. RefSeq lists its product as uncharacterized. The coding region runs from base 9 to 923 and encodes 304 amino acids. The transcript is spliced from 7 exons. NCBI's taxonomy places the organism in Eukaryota, Viridiplantae, Streptophyta, Magnoliopsida, Proteales, Proteaceae. The record is from RefSeq and is a predicted model, not a curated record.